UCGUUACGCUUUGUGACAUAAAGGGCUAUGGUAUUCCUAUGGUGUUCAUCAAGUGUAAUGAAAUUCUAAAGAAACGUAUAUUGUGGGAAUAUGGUCGUUACAACACAGCAAAUUUGGGACCAAGCACCAGGUGAGCUGUGGGCUUACCUCGCCAUUUUGGCCAGUAUCUACGUUCUAUACGUUCUGAAAAAUUACAUUCGAACCAUCAUCUUUGUUUCGAGUCUCAAUGGUCCGAAAACUGUACCGUUCCUCGGGAAUGCAAAGUGUGCUCUCAAAGAUAAUCUACUUCAUAGAUUGGCACACGAGAAUCAAACUUAUGGUCGUAUCAUCAGGAUAUGGCUGACAGGACUCCCGUACGUGAUGCUUUUCGAACCAGAGGACAUGCAAGCGGUUCUCAGCAGUAUGAAGCACACGCACAAGAUAUUUUUCUACAAACUACUUGACAAUUUCCUUGGAAAAGGCUUAAUCACGAGGGACGUGCCAACCUGGCGAACUCACCGGAAGUUCCUACAGCCGGCUUUUCAUCUUCAUAUUCUCGAGAGAUUCACAAGUACCUUCGCCGAAUGUGCGACUAACUUGAUGAACGACUUCCUCGAAAAAGACAACCAAGAAAUUAAUAUCACUCCUUUCAUCAACGAUUCCGUGUAUGACAUCCUGAGUGAAACUGUCUUGGGAAUAAAUCGAAUGAGUCGACGCUCAUCCGGCGCAGCAACGGACGACGAUCUUCCUUUCAGAAAAGGGCAAAUCAUGUUUUUGUAUCGUUUGGUGAGGCCUUGGCUAUUGAUCGAAUGGAUUUAUCGAUUGACCAAGCACGGCAAACAAGAGGAGAAGCAACGAAGAGAUCUCUUCGAUACCUGCUUCAAAAUGAUGAAAGAUAAACGUGAGCAAUUGAAGAAUAAAGACGUAAAUGCCAGUGACGAAACGAAGAGAAGUCAGAGAAUGUCUCUGCUCGAGUAUAUGGUGGAGAUGAACGAGAAAAAUCCUUGCUUCACCGACGAAGAUAUCGUCGAAGAAUGUUGCACGUUCAUGCUAGCCGGCCAGGAUUCAGUCGGUACUGCAACAGCGAUGACGAUCUUUCUCCUGGCCAAUCAUCCUGAAUGGCAAGAGAAGUGCAUAGAAGAGCUCGAUAAUAUUUUUGACGACGACUCAAGACUGCCUACGAUGAAGGAUUUGAAGGAAAUGAGAUGCUUGGAAAUGUGUAUCAAAGAGUCACUCAGAUUGUACCCCAGUGUGCCGAUUAUAGCGAGGAUACUUGGCGAAGAUGUCAAAAUAGGAAAACACGUGAUACCGGUGGGUUGUGGUGUGCUCAUAUCCCCUUACAGCACGCAUCGAUUACCACACCAUUUUCCCGACCCAGAAGCGUUCAAACCCGAACGUUUCAGUCCAGAAAAUUCUGAGAAAAGGCACCCGUACGCUUACUUACCCUUCAGCGCUGGGCCGAGGAACUGCAUCGGGCACAAGUUCGCAAUGCUCGAAAUGAAAUCCAUGAUCAGCGCGAUCCUUAGGAAAUGUCGGUUACAAUCGGUCCCUGGAAAAGAGAAAGUGAGAGCGAAAUUUAGAAUGACGAUCAGAGCACAAGGUGGACUCUGGGUUAAAGUAGUGGCACGUGAUCGAGUAUCGAAAACCGGUUUAGACAAUUAAUUUGGUGUUUCUUAAUGACCCGUUUGUAGUACGGCGGUUAUAGUUUUGAUGAAAAAAGGAUCUAACUAAUCGUACGAUUUGUAAACUGUAAAUUAUUCGAUCUUUUGUUAAGUAAAAAGCAUCUUUUUAAUUGACGAUACCUUAGUACAAACAAUACGAUAUUGAAGAUAUCCUUGAAUGGUUCCUUGCUAAGAAACCGGGACGUAGAACGGCACUGGGUGAUGUAAAAAAACCAAUUUUUGUUAUGUUAAGGUGUGACUGAACGAAUAAAUGAUUAACGAGUGUAUGUCGAAAUAAAUAAUUUUAUAACGAUUGAAUGUGUACUUCAUCUGAAACUGUUACGAGGCUUUAUUAUAUAAUAAAUAGAGUAAAACUUUGCUACAUAGAAAUUGUUUUUUUAACGAUUUUUUUAAAAUUAUGAAAAUGAAAUAAAUGUUCAUUUUUGUGACUCAUUAUUAGGUAGAGUCCUGAAAGGAAUGUAAGAUCUAUUGUUCCACCUGUCGACUCUCUUUUCUUAACACGUGUGAAUACGCAAGUUUUUAGAAAAUGUUAUUUAACGGUCGGUGUUGAAUACGUAAUCCUUUCUAAUACUUUUGUCUGCGAUACUAUGACGGACAAAAAUGAUGUACUGGACCGUCAAUCGAACUUUCGGUCCAUUUACCCUGAAGGCAGUAGAGUAGGGGUCAGAAAACUUUCUCCAAGAAGGACCGGAUAUUAAAUAUUUAGGCAUUAUUGGUCAGGAGAUAGAAUGAAGAAAUGUAUCCAUGUAACAUAGAAGCGAAUAUUUACGAAAUACAAAACACAAUAUAAUUUGAUAAGUUAAGAAACACCAGUUCGUUGAACCUCAUCCU
Molecule: messenger RNA, 2492 nt
Organism: Colletes gigas
Lineage: Eukaryota; Metazoa; Arthropoda; Insecta; Hymenoptera; Colletidae
Gene: Cyp4aa1
Product: probable cytochrome P450 4aa1
Exons: 8
Coding region: 91-1641 (516 amino acids)
Molecular function (GO): monooxygenase activity; heme binding; oxidoreductase activity, acting on paired donors, with incorporation or reduction of molecular oxygen
Source: RefSeq, a predicted model, not a curated record